Molecule: messenger RNA, 11425 nt
Organism: Hyla sarda
Lineage: Eukaryota; Metazoa; Chordata; Amphibia; Anura; Hylidae
Gene: XIRP2
Product: xin actin binding repeat containing 2
Exons: 14
Coding region: 755-11251 (3498 amino acids)
Biological process (GO): actin filament organization; actin cytoskeleton organization
Cellular component (GO): focal adhesion; stress fiber
Molecular function (GO): actin filament binding
Source: RefSeq, a predicted model, not a curated record
UAUGCCUCAAAAGUUCCAAGAGCAAAAUAUAUACAAGUGAAAUAGCAAGUUCUCGUAACAAUUUGCAUUCCAGGCGUUCUCGGGAGUCACUAGAAGGAGGCACAGCAAGGUGGAUCGAGAUAAUGUAGGGAUGCUAUCUGUCACCCUAACUUCAAGAACUUUUUUAUUGAAAGUUCCUUGAACCUCCAUAGAAGUCUGCUGAAGUCUCUGGAUGUGGGAACGUGCCUAACUGUAUAAGGUUCAUUGAGAAUUUGGAAAGAGCUCUGAAUGGUCUUCUGAUCCAAGUAUCCCCAUCAACCAGCUACUGAGUAGCUUCCUCCAAGGCUGUGAAUACUCUAUGAAGCUUAUGCCGCUGCUGCUUCGAGCAAAAGGGACCAGCUUCUGGGAGGAAUGAUUGCCAGGACCAAACUCUAAGCUGCCAGAGUUAAAAAAAAAACUCAUUGCCAUCGGCAGACCGUCAUCUAAGACAACUGAGAGGAACACUUUGCAAGGAACUAAAAGUAUUUCAAACAAAAAAUAACUUACAUUGCCAAGAGUAAGAACAGAAAGAAAAAAAAAGAGUUCAUAAUUUCUAAAUAAAAAGAACAUUUACGGAGGAAAGAAAAAAUUAUGAAAUAGAACCAAUGACCGGCUGAUGAACUGAACAGAUUUGGUUCUUGAGAUAAAUCAUUUAAAAUUUUUAGGGUAACACUAAUUCACGAGCUAAUAGGUAAAUAAAGCUCUCUAUAUAGGAAUAUUUUCUUUGACCACAAGCAUGAGCAAGGGCCGUGAAGACAGAAGGACCAACCAAGCAUCUCAGAAACACCGAAAUGGAGAAACUAUUUUUAAAGAGGAUCUUCAGGCUUCUCGCAAGAUUGAAAGAUUUGCCAUUCCUCUGGAUAAUCUGAAAAUGAUGUUUGAAAAGCCAAGUCGUAUUGUUGUGAUGCCACGCAGAAGCAACAAAAAAAAGGAAGCUGAAAUCGAGAGAAGUUUACGCUCCCCGGCACCGAAGAAACACACUGGGAAUUAUUCCAGCCUUUCGAAAAAAGAUUCCAGUAAGCAAGGUGGCAGAUCUGUCCUCGCCGACAUGUCCGAGAACGCCAAGGAUGGCAGCGUGGCAGGUAUUACAAGAACCAAAAAAGGACCAUCUGAGGAAACUGCCAAGAGUGGUAACAUACCACAGGACCUGCCUGAAUCUUUACCAUUGAAAGACAGAAUGGCCAUGUACCAAGCGGCUGCUACUAGCAAAGGGCAAACCUCCAGCAGACAUAUGCUGGAGGAAUCGGAAGCCUGCGUAAUGCCUGGCGGACUGGCGAGCAUGAAGAAGCACUUUGAAAAGUCAGACAAUGUUUCGUCUCGCAGCACUGUGUCACAGUAUCAGCAGAGAUCUGUCAAGGAAACAAGAAGAAGCAAUGAAGUCACGUUCAUGAGUAGCAGCCAAGCAGCUGAGCAACAUGAAACUCAAUUUUCAGCUUGUAAUACAGAACAGGUAUCGGUUCAUGAGCAAAGCACCCAAGAGACGAGCGCGGCGUCUAAUUAUAAUCAAGAAGCUGAUGGAGUAGGUUACAUGGAGAUGCCUAAAAUGUCUGCCCAAGUUCUUAAAGAACAAUACGAAAAAACUCUGAAAGAAAAAAGCUCCAGCGGGGUCGGAACCACAGGGCCUCAAGGAAAACAAGUAAAGAUAUAUAAUGAUCAUGCAGAAUUCGAAUGGCCAGUGGUAAACACCAAGGUCUCUGGCUCGGCAAGCAGUGUCUAUGAUGGUAUAUGUUCAGUCCUGAAGUCAGAACAUAGUUCUAAGUCCGCUCACACUAAGUCUGUCCACUUUGGAAGUUUAGAAGAGUUUCCUCUUCCUCCUCCUCCUCCUCCGGAUAUUUUAGAGACAGACGAAAUAGCAGAUUUUUCCCAGUCCCCAGAACCUCCAAGCUCUCCUGAAAAAUAUAUGUCAGGUGCUCCCAACGAUGUAUAUUCAAAACAAAGAAAUUUAUAUGAGCUAAAACGUUUAUAUAAACAUAUCCAUCCAGAAGUGAGAAAGAAUUUAGAAAGUGAAUUUAUCAACCAAGUGUCUGAUAUCGUAUCAAGUCAAUAUGAGCAAAAAGGUGAGGUUCAACAUGCAAGAUCGGUGUUCGAAAAUCCAGCCGGUAGCCCACAGAAAUGUCUUAGUCCUGAAAGAGAAUAUCUGGAAUGGGAUGAAAUUUUGAAAGGAGAGGUGCGGUCUAUGAGGUGGGUUUUUGAAAAUCAACCUUUGGAUACCAUUAAAGACGAGUCACCUGAGCAAAGUCAUAUUAAAAGUAUUGGAGAACAAGAAAUCAUAGCUGGAGGGGAUGUAAAAUAUACAGCAUGGAUGUUUGAGACACAGCCAAUUCAUGCCCUUGGUAUGGAUCCCUCAAGCUCUUCGGAACAAUCUGAGAAAGUACCAGAGCUUGCAAGAGGAGAUGUCCGAACGGCAGCCUGGUUAUUCGAAACCCAGCCAUUGGAUUCUCUGAACAAAAUUUACAAGGAACAAGAUUCAGACACAGUUUUAACUUCGGAAGACAUUCAUGGAGGAGAUGUUAAAGCUGGUAGAUACUUCUUUGAAACGCAGUACAAUGACAGGUCACUUUCUUCUGACGAAAUUAAUAUGCUUAGACUAAAAUCAGAACUUCAAGGUUUCAAAGGGGAUGUGAAAAGAACUAUAAAACAAUUUGAAACCGAUCCUAAAUAUGUCUUACAGGACAGUUCUGGGAAAGUUCUUGAAAUAACAACUGUAUUUAGAGAAGACAUUGAGAAAGGAGAUGUUAAAACAGCAAGAUGGAUGUUUGAAACGCAACCUUUGGACAUGAUCAAUCAAGAGGAAGCUGAGGUCAAAGUUGUCAAAGGCAUAUCUAUGGAAGAAAGUGUUAAAGGUGGGGUUGGAAAGGCAAAGUGGCUAUUCGAAACACGUCCUUUGGACUCCAUUAAAGAGGAUGAUGAUUCUGUUACCCAAAAGGAAGCGAUCAUUGGUGCAGAUGUAUAUAAAAAAUGCUGGAUUUUUGAAACCCUACCAAUGGACAUUUUAAAAGACAAUGCCAAUGAGAGGCCCCUAGAGGGUGAGGAGAUAAUAGGGGGUAAUGUGAGCAAUACAAAAUAUCUAUUUGAGAAUGUACCAAUGGAUGAACUCAAAGAAAAUGCUGAAGUGGGCAAGCUCAAAAAAGUAAUCACCACUGAAGAGGAGAAAGGGGAUGUUCGCCAUCAAAGAUGUGUUUUUGAAACACGCCCAUUGGAACAGAUUAGAGAAGAAAAGAAAGAGUAUAUUCGGACUGUCCGUCUGGAUGAAAUCCAGAAAGGGGAUGUUAGCACCUGUAGGAAUACAUUUGAGAGAGAAGAUUGGCAAAGAGAUAAUUCCUCUUAUAAAAUCCAGCUAGAAGAUGUUGAUAAGGGAGCAGUCCAGCUUAACAAAAAACUUUUUGAAACAACACCUCUGUAUGCCAUACAAGAUCAGUUUGGCCACUAUCACGAAGUUAAAACAAUCCGUCAAGAAGAAGUAGUCAGAGGAGAUGUAAGAACAUAUCAAUGGAUGUUUGAAACAAUUCCAGUUGAUCAGUUUGGGGAAAGUGUUGAGAACUACCAAGUAAUAAGAGGAAUCUCUUCUCAAGAAAUACAAUCUGGAGAUGUCAAAAAGGGAAAGUGGCUUUUCGAGACACAGCCAAUGGAUUCUAUUAAAUACUUCAGCCAAACUGAAAAUGAAGAGUUGGUACAAAACCAGAGGAAUGAUAUUGUCAAAGGCGAUGUGAGAACAUGUAAAUGGCUAUUUGAAACUCAACCAAUGGAAAACUUAUAUGACAAACAGGCAACAAUGACCAGCAGUGAGGAGAUCCAAAAGGGAGAUGUGAAAACCUGCACAUGGCUUUUUGAAACUCAGGCACUUGACACAAUACAGGAUGAAUCAGGGAGGUCUUUACAUUUGGAAAAGGAGGAGGUCAUAGGUAGAGAUGUGCAAUCUGUUUGCUUCCUUUUUGAGACACAAAAUCUAGAACACAUUCAGGCAGAAGAGAAGAAAGACUUCAAGAGGGUGGUUGAGAUUGAUGUUCAGUCUGGCGAUGUUUCUGCCAUGAAAUAUAUUUUUGAAAACCAAGCACUAGAUGAAAUUAGUUCUAGUUCACAAGAAGUUCUCCAAAGGAUAGAGAACAUGAAAUCUGAGGACAUACAAAAGGGAAAUGUCUUGAAUUGUCGAUGGCUUUUUGAGAAUCAUUCCAUUGAUGAGAUCAAUGAAAACCAUGAGCAAAAUAAAGAAGCAUAUACUAUCACAGAUGUCCAAGGCGGGAAUGUAAGAAAAGGAUGUUUUAUAUUUGAAACAUUUUCCUUAGACCAAAUUAAGGAGGAGAGUUCAGAAAGUACCAAUAAAACAGUCUACAUGGAUGAGAUAUUAAAAGGUGAUGUGAAAAACUAUACAAUGAUGUUUGAAACUCAACCUCUCUAUGCUAUUCAAGAUAAAGAAGGAUUUUACCAUGAAAUAACAACAGUGAAGAAAGAAGAGGUACUUCAUGGCAAUGUCCGUGGAACAAGAUGGCUUUUUGAAACAAAGCCUCUAGACGGUUUCAGUGAUUCCAAUGAAGUGUUUGUUAUCAAAGCCGUGACCCAGGAGGACAUCCAAAAAGGAGAUGUCAGCUCUGUUAAAUGGAGAUUUGAAACUCAUCCACUUGAUAAGAUUUCUGAAGAGGAUAAGUUGGAUUUUCACACUGUUGAAAAUAUUAUAGGUGGUGAUGUAAGAGGCAACAAAGAGCUCUUUGAAAAAGAGAAAAAAAUUCCAGUUGUGCGCACAGUGAGCAUCAGUGAGAUUAAAAAAGGCAACGUGAGGACAUCUACUUGGUUGUUCGAAACCCACACUGUUGAUGAGCUUCAUGGAGAAAAUUACGAGGACAUUAAGAGAGUCACAGUGGAGGACAUCCAAAAAGGAGAUGUGCAAGAAGCCGUGUGGCUUUUUGAAAACCAAAACUUAGAUUCAAUACGAGAGAUUGAUGAAACUGAUCAAAAAUUACAAAAAGAAGAGAUUCCUCAAGCCGAUGUUAGAACAACCACAUGGCUUUUCGAAACCACACCACUACAUGAAUUUAAUGAAUACAACUUAGAGAAACAAGAAGUCAUUGGGAAAAGUAUCCAAGAAACACUAAAAGAAUUGUAUAGCCAAAAAAUUGUUAAGUCCCAUGGAAUUAUUUUGGAAGCAGAUGAGAUUGGUGAUGUCCGUAUGGCCAAAUUUCAGCUUAUGAGUCAGGAAGCUCCAAAGAUUGAAAAACAGGAGAUUAUAAGGGGAGAUCUACAGAAUAUAAUGAUGAACUUGUUGUCUCAGCAGUCGUCUACUGAAAGGACAGUACUAUUAAAUGCGGAAGAAAAGGGCAACAUCAACUUGACAAAAUCCCAGUUAAUGAAUCAAUCAUCUGACAAACAAGCAAUGCAAGAGGAUGUUAUUGGAGGAGAUAUACAGGAAGCCAUAAAGAACCUUCUCAGAAGAGAGGAUUUUGCGAAACAAGGCAUACUUAUUCAAGAGAGCGAGAAAGGUGAUAUAAAAAUGACUAUCUACUCUCUAUUUAACAAAGAUGACUGCUAUGAUUUUCAGCGGGAUGAAGUGUUAGGUGGAGAUGUGAAACGUACAGUUUACAACUUAAAGUCUUCCAUCAUGUUGAAUGAGAAGAAGGAUAAGGUUAGAAUAGAAGAUUCUGAAAGAGGAAAUGUCCAGUUCUUUACUACUUGCAUUGAAUCUGGAGCAUUAGAUUACUUGAAAAGACUUCAUGGAGAAUCUGAGGAGAUAUUGACUGAGCAAACCAAUGAGGAAAUUCUUGGAGGUGAUGUUGAAGGCACAAAAUUAUUACUAAAACGGCAAAGAUCCCAAGUUGAACGAACUGUUGAUGAAACAGAUAUAAUCCCCGGAGAUGUAUAUAAUACAGUCAAAGUUUUUAUGACUGAACCGGAGAAUAAAUCAUAUGAUGUAAAUAAAGAAGAAAUUGUUAAAGGUAAUUUGCAAGUAACCUUAAGUUCUCUCAACCAAGCCAUAAAUCAGGCUGUAGCGGUAGAGAAAGAAGAGAUUAUAAAAGCUGAUCUCUCAGCAACACUGAAGUCUCUUACUGAAUCACAGUAUCAAGUCAAGGAUACAGAAAAGCCAGAUGUCAUCCCUGGAGAUGUUCAAGGAACCAUUGAUUCUUUAGAAAAAGCUGUAAAGCAGAAGAGCGAGUUUGUAAAGGAGGAAGUCAUUCAUGGCAAUGUGGAGGCAGCAUUAAAAUCUUUGAAAGAAGCACAACAGUCUGUAAAGCAAAUAGAAAAAGAAGACGUAAUAAGAGGAGAUAUAAAUGCCACCAAGAACAGUCUGUUGGACUCUUCUACAGAACGAAAUUAUGUACAACAUCAGGUCAGCAUUCAAGGUGAUGUAAAAAGUACCAUGAAUACAUUACUACAACCUUCUUCUCAGACAGUCCAACGGAGAGCUAGCAUUGAAGGAAAUGUGAAAGACACGAUCAAAACUUUCCUGCAAUCUAAUGAAGAAAGUCAUGAGGUAUCUCAUAGAGGAAGCAUGGCAGGUGGCAAAGUGGUCACUGUGGAUAUCGAUAACCAGCAAAUAUCAACACUUGAUCAGAAAUGUCUACAAAAUGUUAAUAAUGUACAAAACAAAGUUUCAGAGGCAACCAUGAAAACUGAUCACAAAAAUAUACAGAAUGCUUCGCAGCAGAAAGUUACCAGCAUGAGCAACACUGAGCAGAGAGAAUUGUAUAAUUCCCAAAAGACAUUAGCCAGCAAAGCCUUGAAGAAAGGUAACACUGGUUCUGAUACCCAAAUUGUAGAAUUUCCUGAAGAGCAAAGUUUCUCAGUUCAUGAACUAAGCAAGAGACAAAAGGAGAAGUCACAAGAAGACCUAAUGAAUCACAAUAAGUUGGUUUCCAAUACCAACACAUCAAAAACCACCAUUAUGAAUGUGACUGAUACUAGAAGCUUCCAAAAAUCAGACCUUGUCCAGAAACGAGUGACAAAUCAGCAAUCCAACCAGUCAAGAAGAAUGGCUUCUGGCAAUACAUUUAAUGCUCAACAAGCACAGGUUUUGGAUACUAUCAAUAACAAUGUAGGCAUUACGCAGAAAGAAGAACACUUAGAGGAUAAGAUGUCAUUGCAAAAAGAAACAGAAAAUAUGCAGAAUAAACAUGUGCUUACAAAGAAAGCAGUACAAGAGAUGAGCGAAAACAACAAAACUAUAUCUACUAAAGGUGGAUAUAAGCUUACAAAGAACAUCAAAACUGCAACUGAUUCUGAAGAAAAUUCUGUAGGGAGCUUCCCUCCUCCUCCACCACCACUACUGCAGACUCCUAUAGAAGAACCUCCCCUCGCACCAACACCUCCACCCCCACCACCACCACCACCUCCACCACCAUUGCCAACUCAGUUUUCUCUUAAGGCAUACACAGAGCCAGAAUAUUUUCCUUCCCCUCCCCCACCAGUAGUAGACAAUUAUAUUUUUCCACCUCCACUAGAAACACUAGCACCAAUGAUAAAACACAAAGAACAAAACAAAGAAUCAACUAUUAAAAAAACAGGUUUUCAAUCUCAUGAGCAGUCAUCCACAACCAGUAAAGAAUUAAAGACUCAAUUCAACAAAUUUUCAGCUCAACAAUCAAGUAAAGAAUCGUCACAAAAAUAUACCGAAAAGGAAAAAUCCAAGAAUAUUGAAAAUCAAGGACCUGAUGUAAUUCCAAAGUCUAAACAGGCCGCCUUUCAUACUAAAUUGGGAACUGUGUCAAGUGCAACGGUUAACGAAAACAAAAACCUCACCAAACAAUCGAAGGCUUCCGAAAGUCAACAAAUAGUUACCAACUUUCAGUCUCAGUUAAAUUUUUCUGAACAGUCAGAACAAGCAGUCAAUAAUAACAAUGUAAUUGUAAAUGCCAAACAGAAGAUGUUCUAUUCGCCAGCCAUAUCUCCAGUGUUAAAAACUCAGACUUUUGCAUCUGAUUCCAAAGCCUUUUCUCAAGAACAAGCAUCAUGUAAGGAAAAUGAGAAUGUUAGCCAUUUAACUGCUCAAGACUAUGACCAAAUAGUCUGUGAUCAAGAACUUGAAAGAAUUCACGAGGAGUCUUUAAGACCCAAGAAAAAAAUGAUUCCCCCAACUCCAACCCAGACAAAUGUGAGCCAAACAUCCAAACUCAACACAAAGAGUAAGGAGUUUAGCCAUGUUAAUGAAAGUAAGACAUCAAUCUCUAGAGCAAUGACUUCUGUACAGGCCGAAAAUGUAAGCACCACCCAGUUAAGUGAACAAGAACUAGAUCAACUGAACUGUGAUCUUGAAUUAGAAAAAAUCCAUGAAGAAACACUGAAACCCAAAAGAAAAUUGUUUACUCCAUGUAGGAUGUCUCCAGCCAUACAAGCUGAAACUCCAAAGCCGAAAACAUAUGUCAGAAAAUUUAAGACUCCUUUAAUGAUUGCAGAGGAAAAAUACCGUCAACAAAGAGAGGAAAUGGAAAAAAAUAAGAGCAAGUCGAUAUCCCAGGUUUAUAUGCCAACAUCUCCAGGAAUGCAAAGAAAACAGGUCUCGGCAGAAAGUGACUUUGUCCUGUUUUUGACAACAGAUCUGUCAAAAAUAGCAUCAACUUCAACAAAUGAGGUAGUAAAUACACAAUAUCAAGUAAAGGCAAACAAUGUGGUUUCUAGUGAGGCAACUAAAGAAUCAUAUAAUAAAAAUAAGGAAGAUGUGACACAAUUAUUAGCAUCAUCCUCAACAAUUUCUAACAUUGUUCCAAAAGAUCAAGUUCUCUUGAAAGAAACCCAGCUGAUUCAGCAACAAAGUGCUCAGGGUGUUAAAGAAUCUAGUGCAGAAGAGCAUUCAAGUAAAUAUGUUGACACAUUAGAAAAGUCAAAACUGAUGGAUUAUUCUGAAACAACAAGAGUGUCUUCUCCUAAAACCAGUAUUAAAUUUAACAGGGAAAGCCAAGAAACAGCAAAGUCUGGAAUGACUGUUCAAGCUGCAAACAAUGUAGAGGGUAUGAAACACAUAGAUCACAAAGCUGUUGUGAUGCGGCAAAUAGUACAUGGAGAAACUAAUACGACCAAAAGAGCUGAAAAUAGGUUAAGUCGUGAAUUAAAAAUCCAAUCAAUAUCUCAGAGUUCAGAACAAAAAUUGAUUGAGAAUACAAGUAAUACCCAAGCAUUGACUAAUGAGAAAGAAACUAAGAGAGUCCAAAACCAAUUUACGGGCUUGGGUGGUACAGUGACCAAGACAAUAGAGUCACCAAAAUUCCAAAGAAAGCUACAAAUAAAAAAAGAUCAAAUUCAAAAGGAAGUUGAAGUCAAGCCCAACAUCUCUGCUACUGUGAGACAGACUGAAAAACCCAAAAACUUUUAUAAACACCAGGUCCAUCAACAAAAAUCUCCUCUUCCACCACCUCCACCACCACACCCUAAACCCUCCCAAGUAGUAUUAGAACGUGUUGCCAAAAAUGUUGUUACAGAAGAAAAAGUCAAAGAAACAGCUUCAACAAAAGAAAGCUUGGAGAAGAAUUUUAAUGUUCAUUCAGACUCACAAAGCAAACAGGAGAUCAACUCAUCAGAUGUUAUUGAAUAUUUUAGGAAAUGUGAAGAGCUGCAGCAGACAGUGUCCAAUGCCAAAAAAUUUGAAUCCGAUCCCCACACAUUGAAUAUUAACACAUUUAGAAUGUUCCUAAGUGUUGUUCCCUCUUGGUUGAUCAGUCAGGAGAAAAAGCAGAACAUAGCAGAUCUGGCUGAAUCCAACAGAAUGGAUAUUACAGAACAAGUAUCUUCCAUUAAAAACCAUGCCAUGAACAUGAGGUCAACUUUCGAAGGAAAUAUCCAAGCAGCUAUGAGAUCCUCUUCAUUUCAGAAACGAAGGAAUGAAUCUAAUUCCGUGAGUGAAGGAUCACAAAAGCAGAUUACUGCGGUUGCAAAAAAAGUUGAGACAUCAAGUAGGCAAAGAAAGAUCAGCAACGACUUUGGAAGACUUCCAAGUGACAUGAAGCAGACGGAUAUCAGGGCUUGUUCUCCUCUCUUAAGGAUGAGAUCUCCAUCACCUACUUAUAUUACUAUAGAAUCUACUGUAAGACGUACUGACUCCCCACAAAAAGACAGAGUUCCUUCUUCGUCUCCACUCCCUAAAGAGCCAGUGACAAUACCACUGCCACCAAGACGUUCCACAACACCGAAAUCCCCAUCCCCUCAAAAAAGUCGUUCUGAGCAACUAGCAAAACUUAAGGACACCACUGUAAAACUCUCUCAAGGAACAACACAGCCUCGAGCAAUCACCCCUAUUCCGAUAGUAGUUGAGAAAAAAUGUGAAGUAAUCCAUUCUCCUGCUACUCUGCGAAGGCAGCUUAAAAUAGAAAGUCAUAAAAGAGAGUCUUUAAGUACCACCCCUGUACCGACAGAAGUCACUGUCAGCACUGUGGAGGACAGAACAGAAAUUUAUGAGGAAUCUAGACUGUCUGAAAAACAACAAACACGCUCUGAAAAAGAUCCAACACACAUUCCAAAGUGGCUGGGCCCAGAUAUGGAAACUAUGGAUGUAAUAUCACAGAAAAUCAAGCUCCCUACAGAUCAUGUAUUUGAAACAAAAAUCCAAAAUGUUUACAUAAGAGAUGGAGAGAACAUCCAUAGGAAGACUACCUUAGGAGGUGAGAGGGAAGAACACAUGACGGCCUCAAAGGAAAGUGCAAGUUCUCAUUUCAGGACACCAAGUAGUACAUUUCAAAGUGAACAGAAGAAAGUGGUAGCCAGUGAAGGCCAAAGGGCGUCCAAUGAGAUGCCUUCACAAGGGAAAGCUAGAACUGUUCCUAUACGUCAGAUUAAAGAUCACAGGGAGAACUCUUCCAAGCAAAUUUUUGUGAACCGACAUGAAGAGAGUCAAGAACAUCUAUUCAAGCCCAUGUUAUAUCCUGAAACCAUAUUACAAGCUUCUGGUGUUGAGAAGAUGGACAGCAAAGUGACCAGGUCAAGAACAUCACAAAAUGCUGAAGGCAUGAAGGCCGGAUUUGAAUUCAAGCAUGCACCUCCAACCUAUGAAGAUGUCAUAUCAGGUCACAUGCUCGAUAUUUCGGCCACUGAAUCCCCAGACGAAAUACUGAAGAAUUUUCAAAAGACCUGGGAGGAAAGUGAAAAAGUAUUUAAGAGUCUUGGCUAUACUGUCUCAGACACAUCCGAGGUGAUAAGCAGCUACCACCAGGAAGAAUUCAUAACUGAAAAUGCUUCCACAGGAAAAGGAAAUGUGCACCGCUUGUCAAAAGAAGGUUUACCCAAUGGAAUGCCUGGUGGCAGACAAGCAGACUUUUCAUAAGAACUGCUUUCGUUGCAACCACUGCAGCGCUAAAUUAAGUUUAGGAAAUUAUGCAUCUCUCCAUGGACAUACUUACUGCAAGCCCCACUUUAAACAACUCUUCAAAUCAAAAGGAAAUUAUGAUGAAGGUUUUGGAUACAAACCCCACAAAGAGCGCUGGAAUCCGAAAGAAGA